UAAAGUUGGCCUGAUCUAAAAGUUUUGAGAAGUCUGCAAUCUACUGUUUAGAAAAACUACAUUAAGUUGCUUAAUACGAAUGAUACUUAGUAAUGUAGUAUCUUAAGAUUUAUGUAAAAAGUUAUUUAUUUCAGAUGACAAAAGUAUCAUUGGAAGACUGCAAACAACUCAUCGAACGUUAUGAACCAGACAAAAGCAAAUUAGAAGGAUAUUUAUCAGUUAGAGGUUUUAUCCAGAUGUUACUAUCAAAAGAACAUUCUGUGUUAUCACCGGAACACAAUUUUGUUUGUCAAGAUAUGAGUCAACCAUUAAGUCACUAUUAUAUUGCUUCAUCUCAUAACACGUAUUUGAUUGCUGAUCAAUUACUUGGAGAGAGCAGUGUAGAAGGUUACAUCAGAGCUUUGGAACAAGGAUGCAGAUGUGUUGAACGUACGUAAUUCACAAAGAUUAUUAUUUUUUAAAUAUUUUAUUAUUUGAAAUGAUUUUAAUUGUAUGUUAUUGAUACAGCCUUUAUAUUGUUCCUAUUUCCUAUUUAUAGUUUUUUAAAUGACUAUAGUGUCCCUAUAUUGAGGUAAGGUAGCCUGUUUGUCAGGAUAAUGCCUUUCAGUUUUUAGAGAACUGAUAAACUUGGUCACAUGUCUGUAGGAAAGUAAAACCUCCCCAUAUAAGUGCUGCAUGAUCAUUCUGGAAAGGAAGGAUAGAAGACCAACUUUGUUUUAAAACUAUAAAUUUAAUUUAUUUUUAUUAAACCUAAUUGAUAUACUGUACACAAGUUGCCAAAGCAGGAACCUUUGCAAAAUAUGCAAAUCAAUAUGAAAUACCAUACACACUUUCCAGCAAAUAACAUAUAUAUUUUUUUUACUUCCUAUAUACAGGGUGUAUAAGAGUUACGUUUUAAAAAUUUGGGGGAUUGUAGAGGAUGAAAUUUUGAAUGUUUUGAUAUAAGGAAUCCAUAGCCGGAAAUGUAAUAGAAAGUUUCUACAGCACUUUGCAGUCGGUACGCUGAAUGAAACAGCAGA
This is a messenger RNA of Centruroides sculpturatus (bark scorpion), 1019 nucleotides long. Its product is annotated as 1-phosphatidylinositol 4,5-bisphosphate phosphodiesterase delta-4-like. Lineage: Eukaryota; Metazoa; Arthropoda; Arachnida; Scorpiones; Buthidae. The record is from RefSeq and is a predicted model, not a curated record. Bases 135 to 437 code for a protein of 100 amino acids. Gene Ontology annotation, molecular function: phosphatidylinositol-4,5-bisphosphate phospholipase C activity. The transcript has 3 exons. Gene Ontology annotation, biological process: phosphatidylinositol-mediated signaling; lipid metabolic process.